Messenger RNA from Zophobas morio, 650 nucleotides. RefSeq lists its product as uncharacterized. Bases 33 to 650 code for a protein of 205 amino acids. NCBI's taxonomy places the organism in Eukaryota, Metazoa, Arthropoda, Insecta, Coleoptera, Tenebrionidae. The record is from RefSeq and is a predicted model, not a curated record. The transcript has 5 exons.
UAACCGGCGAAGUGGAAGCUACCGAGAGUACCAUGUUCCAGGAGCUCUCAUGGGAAGUGACAGAAGUUACUACGAGGGUUUAUAAUUAUAUCACAUACAACGCACAGAAGUUGGUUGACGGCAACCACUUGAUUUAUGCUUACGAAUUAGCAGAGAUUGUAUGCACGGUGAAUUCCAACUCGGAUAUAAUAGUCUUUGCUCAAAAUGGCAUCCACAUCAAUAUGAGAAGAUUAGAGAAGUUUGUGUCAUACUAUGAUUUAUUUUUCUCUGAACAGCGGCAAACAGAAGUUAUGAAUUUAAUACGAAACCACGAUCCGACUAUUUUAAACUCGUGGACAGGCGAACUUUUGCAUACGCUGAAACUGGAGAGGAUUUCCACCCUAACUCUUCCGUACGAAUGGCAUAAAGAUUCACCGCUUAGACUUUCGCAGUACUCGCUGAAACCUCCGUGUGUGGCCCACAUAUGGACAGCCAAAACAUACUGCUCACCGACUUCCUGCCAUUUUUGUAACACGGGGCUGAUGGGACUAAUUAAGCAGGGCUACCGCUGCAGCCGCUGCAAGCUAGACGUGCAUAGGAUGUGCACCAACGCAAUGGUCGGCUUUCGGUGUCUUGUAGAAAAAAGUAACACUAAAGCUGUAGUUGAGUAG